Molecule: messenger RNA, 7298 nt
Organism: Diabrotica balteata
Lineage: Eukaryota; Metazoa; Arthropoda; Insecta; Coleoptera; Chrysomelidae
Source: the annotation of a GenBank genome assembly
AUUUCUACUCUAACUUGCCGGCAUGUUGGCGUCAGAAUGUUUUCUCGUUCAUUUUGAUCUACGGUAGCCGUUGCAUUUUCAAAGCGUAAAUUCUAACUAAUCAAUUCUAUAGUAACAGUGACGAGUGAAUUAUGUUCUAAAGUUUCUUUAAUAGCAUUUUUAAAAAACUCUACAAUGGAGGACUCUUUCGUUUUUGGUAGUGUUCUUAGUGAAGAAGAAUGGAAAGUAGUUCCAGUAGAUUUAGGAAAAAAAAUUAUAAAGUUUGUGACUGAAAAUUUUGAUGACUUAAUAAAAGCCAAAGCUUUAUUGGAAACAAAAUGUUGUAAUUUGGAACAAAAAGAUAAGGAUUUACAUGAUACCCUAGAAAAAGCAGAAUUAGAAAAUAAAACACUUAAAUCAAAAUUAGAAGUUGCCUCUAACACUAUAAAUGAACAUGAAACCCAAUUAUCUAAUCUUACUGCUGAACUAACGAAAUUACAUGCAAAAUGCAAUGCUUUUGAAGCUGAAACAGCUGAAUUUCGUCAUCAGAGGAACAAAGCUGUGGAUGAAAAAGAUGAACAUCUCAGAAUGAUAAAUAGACGAAAUGGAGAAAUCGAGAGACUCCAAGCAGAUUUAAAAGAUUCUACAAAGAAGUUGGAAUCUGCUAUUACUGCUAAAUGUGAAGCAUUAGCUCAGAUUGAAGAAGUUGCUUCAAUGAAAAUAAAUAUAGAAUAUCGUGAAAAAAGAAUGGAACAAGACAAGGCACUAUAUAACAGCCAAAUAGAAAGUCUACAAGAAGAACUACAUAAGAAAACUGAAGAACUACUUAACUCAAAACGUGAUAACUCGUCAACUUGCAUUCAAUUGGAAACGAAACUUAUUCAGAAGACACAGGAACUGACAGUAGCUACAGAACAGAUUAAAUCUCUAAACGAUAUUAACACUAACUUAACCUCAAGAAUUGAAGAACUUUCUCAAAAAAUUGCAAAUAUGAGGGAUGAAGAAGCGAAGGUUAAUGAGUCAUAUGUAUUUGAAAUUGAAGCUAAAACUAAAAUGGCUAAUGCCUUUAAAUCUAGAUAUGAGGAACUAGAACACCAUUCUAAAACGCUGGAAGAUGCUGUUACAGAGUUACAACAAGUACUGAAAAAUGCCACUGAGCAGUAUGGAGAACUGGAAACAAAACAUAAAGAGUCUGAGUUGGCUAAGGAAGAAAUUAUUGCAAAGAAGAACGAAUGCCUUGAAUUAUUGAAAAAGGAAUUGGAAACAGCCAAUGAAUUACUAGAUAAUUCAAGACCAAUGCUUGAUAGUGAAGGUAUUUCUCCAAAUAUAUCUUCAUCGAAGCUCGUGAAACCUGGUAUGACCUAUUCAGAAUUAUAUUCACGGUAUGUAAAUGUUUCUAACAGAUUAACCGAAAAGGAAGAAGAGUGUGCUCGGUCAAAUAAUUACAUAGAUGCAAUCGUCAAAGAAAUGGAUUGCAAUUUACCAAAAUUACGAAAGUUGCAACAAGACUAUUCAGAUUGUUUAACAACUAUAGAUACGUUAAAGGAUUCCAAUGACCAAUUAUGCAGUGAAAUCCAAUUACUUCAUGAUACAACUGCGGAGUGCAAAAAGGCUGAAGGAAUUCGAACACGGGAAAAUGAAAGAUUGAGAAACGAAGUCUCUGAUUUAUCCCGACAAGUCGUUGUUUUGUUGAAUGAGGUUGAAAACUCCAGAGUCGGAUCGUCUUCAACAUCGACUGAUAAUGAUUUAAGUGAUAGUGUCAAUUCAGCAGACAUUAUAAGCAAGAAAUUAGUUACUUUCAAUGAUAUCACUGAAUUACAGACUAACAAUUUAAAACUUCUGGCUUUAGUUAGAGAAUUAUCGGCACGCCAAGAAGAAGUGGAGAGUCUCGAUCCAGCUGCGAUUGCCUCACUAAAACUUAAAGUAGAGGAACUUAUGCAGUCACAAGAUGAACUACUUGAAGAACGUGAAAAGCAAACAAAAAUGAUGGUUACCCUCAGAAAUCAAAAAGACAUGUAUAAGAACUUGUACACCCAAGUUGUUAAGGGCGCUGGAGAAGAAAUUCAUAUGUCUGAUGUUUCUGAAAAUGGGGAACCUAAAAUACGCACCGAAACUGAAACGCAGCUGGAAGAAAAGGUUCAGGAAUAUGAAGCUAAAGUAGAAAAAUUAAAGCGAGACGUCGAGCAUUUGAAAGAAGAAAACGAAACUUAUCGUAAAGAAAAGUCAGCCAAUGAAAAGAUUUUGAUCGAACAAUUAGAUAAUAUGCGCGCCGAGGUUAAGGAGCUGACGAGACUAAAUUGUAAACUGAGCUCUCGUGCUGAACAUGACGAAGAAAAGUUUAAAAUAUUCAACAACAACAUUGAUAUCUACAAGAAACAAAUAGGAGCAUUAGAAAAGCAGAAUAAAAUUUAUAGCGAGUCGAUAAUUAAGCACGAACAAGCAGCUACUUAUUUGAAAAAUGAAACAAUACAAAGCCAAACGAAGCUUUCACGAGCAGAAGUUAUGCUGGGCAAUUUGCAAAAAGAAAAUGCUUUGCUAAAAGACGCUGAACAACGACUUCUCAAGGAAAGAGAUUCGCUAAAGGUAAACUUCCAUCAACAAAAUCUUAUGAAAACAAAUAUAGAGCUUAUUAAGGCUUCUCUCGAACGCGCAGAUGCGGAAGGAAAACUUAAAUUGGAAGGUAGACUUGAUGAAGCUCAUAGAGAAUGUGCGGCUCUGCGCAGAAGACUACAGGAAGAACAAGAUCAUUUUAGACAAUUGUCCGAUCAUUUAGAAGCUCAAAAUAAAACCAUCGAGAAAAGAGCAGAAGAAGAACGGGAAAUAGCGGAAAAAUUGCGCAAAGAAGUUGCAGAAGUUAGGGAAGACCUCAUGGCUAAAGUAGCCCAAAAUGAAGAGUUGAGUAAAAAACUUAAGAGUGAAAUGUUUAUGGUACCUGAUGGUAGCGCUGAGACAAGAAAAGUAAGAGAAUUAGAACAGCAGAUAGCUGAUCUACAAGCUGAAAACGAAUCGUUAAAGAAGAAAAUAAAAACCGCUAAAGAAGCUUCCGAUGAAUAUUUCAAGGUUGCAGAGGCGUCGGAAAAACAAGUUAAAGAUGCCAUGGACAGAAAUGAAUUGUUGAUUCAAGAAGUAGAUAAGCAUAAAGCUCGUAUACGAGAAUUAGAAGAAAAAUGUGCUGAACUCGAGGGAGAAAUUUCUAUUCAAUUAGAUGAUCAAGAUAUUACAAAUGCAGGAAAGAGCAGGUCCAUGCAGCUUCAGGAGGAACUUAAUAUUAGAAAUAUGGAUUUAAGAACAGCAAAACAACAAUUAGAAACUGCAAGAUCUGAAAAUAGACAGCUGAUUGAACAACUUAAAGCUGUUGAAAAUAAAUAUGCACGAGAGGUUACCUUACACUCUGUUGAUCUACAGUCACUUACUAGUAUGAAAGAGGAACUUGAUAAAGCCUUAGGAGAAAUUAAUAAAUUACAAAGCGAGAGACAGAAGGCUACUGAGGCUCUAGAACAAUUUAAGGAAAAUUGGGAAAAACAAGAACAGUUGUUCCAAAACGAAAAGCAGGAACUUAAUGAAAGAUUUAAAGAUAUGGAUUCCCAGAAUAGCCUUUUACAUGAUCAAAUACAAGCUCUCAAUACACAGCUUGCACUCCUGCAAGCCCAAGUCAGCGACAACCAAAGUCAAAAUACAUCUAUUGGAGAGUCCUCCUUCUCGAAAUCAUUCACAGAAGAUGAAACUAAAUCAUCUGAACAACUUUUGAAGAUUAUUAAAUAUCUAAGACAAGAAAAGGAUAUCGCUGUAAGUAAGGCUGACAUAGUUGAAGCUGAACAUUCCAGAUUGAAGACACAGUUUGAAAUGAUUAAAAAGCAACUUGAUGAGGCUAAAGAGUCUGUUGAAACGGAGAGGCAGAAAACAGAGAUCUCUGUUGUAUCCGCUGCUAAACAUGCAGAAGUUCUGCGUAAGCUAGAAACUCUCAAUGCCAUCACCGACAGCAACAGAGCUCUACGACAGGAAAGAGAUACUCUAGCUACCCAAUUAGCAGAUCUCCGAAGCAAAGCAGAAACAUUCGAAACUGAAGUUGAACCUUUGCAAGAAAAGAACAGAGAGCUCACAACAAAGGCUGACCAAUUACAAAGUGAAAAUAUCUCAUUGCGUGCCGAAUGUACCAGGUGGAGACAAAGAGCUAAUAUGCUUAUUGAAAAGACCAACAGAACAAGUCCCGAAGAUUGGAAGAAGUUGCAGACGGAACGGGAGACGUUAGCCAAACAGUUGACAAUCGAAAGAGCCAAUAUUACCAAGUUAGUGGAUGAUGUUAAUACAUUAAAGCAAGAGAAGAGUAAUCUCGAGGAAAAACUAACUACAUUGAAGAACCAGAGUAGUCAGCAGCAAGAAGAAAUAACCAGAUUACGGGACGAAGUAUCUAACCUACAGGCACAAGUUACACAACUCACUAAUACCGUAGAUCAACAAAGCGCUGAAAUAAUAAAGUUCAAGGAAGAAAAUCGUGGGCUUACUGAGGAAACGGCCGCUAAAGAUACUACUAUUAACGAACUAAAGAACAAUAUGGCCCAAGUUAGAAAGAUAGCUAAAAAGUAUAAGAUUCAGUGUGAAGAUCAAACUAAAGAAAUAGCCUCACUGAAACAGCAAAAUGAACAGCACGAAUCUGAGCAAGUGAGUAGUAUUGAAAAGCAAGAACUUUUGGAAAACCAACGUUCAGAAUUGGAAGAAAAGGUAACUGAAUUAGAAAGAAGCCAUAAAGAAACCAUUGACCAGUUAAAUCAAGAAGUUUCUUCUACAACUGAGCAGAUAGAGAAUUACCGAAAGGAAAUUGAGAAUCUAAAACAAACCAGUCAAGAAAAGGAAGAAAGAUUUAAGGCGCUGUUUAAGAAUGCCAAGGAAAGGAUCGUGAGUUUAACAGAUCAGAAUAAUACUUUAAAAGAAGAAAUUAAUCGACCGGGAAGAUCAGACGGAGCUGAAAAAUCAAGCGAUGACUCUGCUAAGAUUGAUGAAUUGCUCGAGAAAAUAGCUUCGCUGGAAAGAGAGAGGGACGAUAUUCUUGAAGAAAAACAACAAGAACAAGAUAAGCAUACAACAGAAGUAGAAAGUCUUAAUCAAAGGAUAUCGCAAUUACAAAGGCAACUGGGUCUUCAACAAGGAUCAAAACCUAGCACUAGUUCAAGCACCGCUGAAAAGUCUUCCACUGAACGGCCAACUGCUGAUAUUAAACCGAUGGCAGGCCACUCUACAAAUACUCAAACACAAUCUGUUCCUAUACAACCAUGGAGAAGUGGUGGUGAACCUCCUUUAGCAAGUAUUAGACCGAUGUCUGCACAACUACGCACUGGUGUUGUGUUACCAACUAGUCAGAGUCCCAGCGCAGUUAUGGUACCACCACAACAACAGGUGCACACUACAGGAUCCAGUUCAAUAGAAGCCCUUUCUAGCAGCCCUACUAGUUCCCACACUGAAUAUGUUCCUGCAACUAGCUCAGCUAGUCCUGCAAUGUUGGGUCCUCGUCAAGUCGCCGUACCUCCCACCCAAUCGUCUCAAGAUACAGAAGACGACGAGAGUAGUAUGCAGGUCCAGGCAGCUCCACAGACUCAAGCCGUUGCUCUUGUAUUACCGAGAGUUGAACCGCCUAGCAGUGGUCCAACUCAGGAACAAGGUACAAGUAGUAGCAGCUCAAAUACUGUUACAACAACACAGGCUGGGCAUAAAAGACAGCGAGAAGCUGAUAUGGAUAGUAGUCAAUCCGAUGAGCAAACUAAGACACAACAACAAACUAAGAGGACAAGGAUCCAGCAAGCUGGAACCGUAAGUGAUAGUGGUUUGGAUGUCGAAUAUCAAGUUCCCACGAGCAGUCAAAGGGAUCAUGAUGACGACAAUGUGAUAGUAGUUGAAAGUGAUGAAGAAGGUGCUGCUGAUGAAGGCGAAGGUGCUGAUGAUGAGCAAGAUGAUCCUGAUACUGAGGGAUAUGAUAUGGAGGGAAUGGAACAGGAUAAUUAUGAAGAUGCUGAUUGCCAAGAUGUGGAAGAUGAAGAAGAGGCUGGUAAUGAAGUUGAGGUGAUAGACGAUUCCAGUGAAGUGCCAAAUCAAAGUGAGAGGGAACAAGAUAACGCGGAAGAAGAAAGUUCAGAACAACCACAGUCUGAAGCAAUAAGUAGUGGCACUGAUGGCACGAGCAGCAGUGGUGUCACAAUAUCUCAAGUUUCCACAUCCGUGUCAAUGACUGUACCAUCUUUUUCUCGUACGAGGCCCGUAGCUCCUCUGCCGUCCAGACACUCUCAUUUACUUCUUCACCAACAAGGUCUAGAAGAUAUAGGAGAUGAUGGCAUCGUCCCAUCAACGCCAACUUUAUAUGUCCCUCGGCGGUCGGAUGGUUUCGGCGAAGCUGUUAGUUCUCCUCAUGUUCCUACCAGCGGAAGGUUCACUUUUAACGAAUCUCUUCCGACAAAUAUAGCUGGAUCCAGCAGCCUAGAGCACGUGCCUGAACAAACACUUAUGGAGCCCGGCAGCUUGGAUGAGACUAGUACCGGAAGGAGCGUACCUACGACACCGUUACAGUCUUCUCCGCAAGAAGGAAUUCCCGGUAGUGAGGAGCAAGGUACUAGUCAACAGUCAGAUGCUGAAACUCCAUCCAUUGCAAUAAGUGGUGAAGUUGAUGAUAAUGAAACCAGAGGUGAAGGUAGUUCGGGCGAUAUGGGUCCCCCAGCUGUGGCUGGCACCUCGUCAGAAGGCGCUCAACAGCAUGAACAAGCAGAAGAAAUGCUUGAAGGUGACGAUGGUGUAAGUUCUGAAGGAGAGAAGCCGCCCGUAGCCGAAGAAGGCGAAGAAGAAGGACGUGAAGCGGAGGCUUCUCCCAGUUCUAACUCUCGGGGCGUAGCUAGAGGCUCAAAUUCUGCUCGAAGAUCUACAAGGUCAUCAUUACCGAGAGGUGUUAAUCAACGAUCUGGUCCAACUCCUAUUGUAUGGAGCGACAGAUCGCCACAACGACAUCAACAACAUCCUCAAGACAGAAAUAGAUCACCCCAAGGUUACCAAUCGAGGACGGUAGCAAGGAGAGCCCGCAAUCGUGGCCAGAGGCCAUUUGAUAGACGUUUCUAAAUCCCACUUCGUUUUUCAUUCAUUCCAUGAACAUUGUUAAGGUUUUAGUUUCGUCUUAUUUUUGUUUUAUAAAUUUACGCAUAAAAAUUUAUUAAGAUUAAGGUUUAUUUUUUUUUGUGAAAGAGUUUUGAUGUUCGACUGAAAAGGAUUAUUCAGAUAUUUAUUAGCAAUGUGUAAGGUCAUCCCUGCUGUGUAGGCGUUUGUAAUAAAUAUAUAAUCCAGAAUUA